CACUCACCCUCUCUCUGCACUGCACUUCCCAAGGGUGGAUCAGCCAGCUCCUCUCCUCCCAGCUCUGGCUGGAACCCCAGGCAAGUCAUCUGGCUCUGAAGGAUCCUCACACCAUUCUGCAGACUGAAAAGUCAGAGCAACAAGAAACCAUACUCUGAAGAGAAAGAAAAGACGAGUUCUAGGAACCAAUAAAGACAGGAACCUAAACAGCAUUGAGAAUCUGAAAGGCAACUCAGAGAAAAGUGCCAAGAAAUUCCUAAUUUCAACCUCAGCUCCCCAGCUGGGGACAGGAAACCUGACUCGGAAAGUGUAAGAACUUCAAUACUGCGUGAUCUUCCCAACAUGGCCACCAACUCUCCUCCACCAUUCACCACUGAGGUCACUAGGACUGAGAACAGCAGCUUCUUCUAUGACUACGACUACCUGGAUGAGGCAGCCUUCUUGCUCUGCAGGAAGGAUACCAUCCUAUUCUUUGCCAAGAUCUUCCUGCCGGUCAUCUACAGCCUGAUCUUUGUGUUGGGCUUGAGUGGGAACCUCCUGCUUCUUGUGGUCUUGCUCUGUUAUGUGCCUCGUAGGCGGAUGACUGAAGUCUACCUGCUGAACCUGGCCAUCUCCAACCUCCUGUUUGUGGUGACAUUGCCCUUCUGGGGCAUCUCCAUAGCCUGGCAUUGGGUCUUUGGCAAUUUCUUGUGCAAGAUGGUGAGCACCCUCUACACCAUUAACUUUUACAGUGGCAUAUUCUUCAUUAGCUGCAUGAGUCUGGACAAGUACCUGGAGAUUGUCCACGCUCGGCCCCUGCAUAGACUGAGGACUCGAGCCAAGAGCCUGUUCCUAGCAGUCAUCGUGUGGGUUGUGGCCCUGGCCAUCUCCAUCCCUGACAUGGUCUUUGUACAGAUACAUGAAGACCCCCAGGGUGUGUGGAACUGCUACCCAGAUUUCGGUGGGCAUGGGACCAUUUGGAAACUCUUCCUUCGCUUCCAGCAGAACAUCCUGGGCUUUCUCCUCCCACUUUUAGCCAUGAUCUUCUUCUACUCCCGCAUCGGUUGUGUCCUGGUCAGGUUGAGGCCACCAGGCCAGGGUCGGGCUCUAAGAAUGGCUGCAACCCUGGUGGUAGCCUUCUUUGUGAUGUGGUUCCCAUACAACCUUACCCUGUUUCUGCACUCGCUGCUGGACCUACAAGUCUUUGGGAACUGCAAGGUCAGCCAGCAUCUAGACUAUGCAAUGCAGGUGACAGAGAGCCUCGCCUUCUUUCACUGCUGUUUUACCCCUGUCCUCUACGCCUUCUCCAGUUGUCGCUUCCGCCAGUAUCUGAAGACUUUCCUGGCUGCUGUGCUCAGAUGGCACCUGGCACCUGGCACUGCCCAGGCCUCAUUGUCCAGCUGUUCUGAGAGCAGCAGGCUUACUGCCCAGGAAGAAAUGACAAGCAUGAAUGACCUUGGGAAAAGGCAGGCUGAGGGCUCUCUUAGCUAAGGGAACAUAGUAGAAUAAUUAAGUCUGAGUGGCCACGCCAGGGCACAGGGUGCCUGCUGGGUUGGACUUGCACCUGAAGCACUAACUCCAAAGGCUGCAGUGACCAUGCUUGGUUCUCAGUUGUCAACCAUCAGCAGCACUGGCUACUCUUGCCUUUUUCUGUUAUAGGAGACUUGGGACUCUGAAGCAAUAAAGCAGCACUUUAUUGUGCUGAAAGAGACUCAGCGGACUCAUGUCCAAAGGCUGAGCCCUGAGAACAAAGGGGUCUUGUGUUAUGUACCCUUGCAAGCAAGUU
Molecule: messenger RNA, 1765 nt
Organism: Castor canadensis (American beaver)
Lineage: Eukaryota; Metazoa; Chordata; Mammalia; Rodentia; Castoridae
Source: RefSeq, a predicted model, not a curated record